Bursaphelenchus okinawaensis is the source of this 630-nucleotide messenger RNA. The record is from the annotation of a GenBank genome assembly. Lineage: Eukaryota; Metazoa; Nematoda; Chromadorea; Rhabditida; Aphelenchoididae.
AUGUCCUCAAAGCAACCGCCAAGUUCGUCGGACAGCUCGAAGGCGUUGUCUCGUCCGCCGAACCCACGCCGCGUCCGCCGACGAAACAACUCAUCCGUAUCGUCGAACUAUCGUCGUACCUUCAACAACUCGAGUCACUACGGUCGGCAGUACGAUCACAACGGCAACUACUACUACUACAGGGAGUCGGAAGGCUACAGGAGUGGGAAGGAUUCGGAUUCUUAUCGAUCGUACAGGGAUUCUGAAGGUUACAGAAGCUCAAAAGAUUCAGAAGGCUACAGACCAGGCAAGGAUUCAGAAUUCUCCAGAAGCUCCAAGGAUUCAGAAGCUUCUAAGUCAAGCAAAGAUUCAGAAGGCUACAGGUCAGGCAAGGAUUCAGAAGUCUCCAGAAACUCUAAGGAUUCAGAAGGCCGCAGAUCACUCAAGGAUUCAGAUUCUCACCGUAACAACAGCUACAGAAACCGAAAUCACGAUGAAGUAACGAAAAAGGAUUCCAAGGAUUCAGAUGCCUCCAGAAGCUCCACGGAGAACCACAAAUCUUCAGAAAGCUACACGAAAAACGAUGGCUACAGGAAUCAUCGCUAUCAUCAUGGACAAUAUGGGCGCAGAUCGGUCGGUUUUCAUUUUUAA